This is a messenger RNA of Boeremia exigua, 885 nucleotides long. RefSeq lists its product as uncharacterized. NCBI's taxonomy places the organism in Eukaryota, Fungi, Ascomycota, Dothideomycetes, Pleosporales, Didymellaceae. The record is from RefSeq and is a predicted model, not a curated record. The transcript has 4 exons. Gene Ontology annotation, cellular component: Golgi apparatus. The annotation marks the transcript as partial.
GUAAACCUAGUAGUAUGUAAGGUCCCGAUCUCAUACGUAGUUCCCCUGACACUUUCAAUCUCAACACUCGGCUGUCUGUUCCAAGUCGCGAUGACACUCGAUGCCUACCGCAUCAAGAACAAUGCACAGAUCUUUCUCCAGUGUAUCUUCAACACUUGUCUGUCAGUAUUAACGGUAUGUCAGUACAUUUUCAUCAAAGAUGCAAACGGACGAAUCCACGUCUCACCUGGGCUUGUUGUAUGCGCAGCAGUUUUGUGCGUUUGUAGCGCUACUAUGUAUUGGCUGGCUUUUGCUCUGCAUCGGGAAUAUGCUUGGGCGAUCUACCAGCACAUCAACCCUGACAGGGAAACGAGCAACCGUUACUUUACAUACCAGAUCUACCUCGUAAUCUUGAAGUUUACGCCGUUCUUCCUUAUCGCGUUUGUCAUUACCUAUGGUCUUAUCGACGUUCACUAUAACGAGCCUGAAUUCUCGCUGACCAUGGCUAUUAUCCCUCUCGCGCUUCUUAAUGUUGCGCUUGCUGUCUUUGCUAUCCGAAAAGAGAGCAGAGGUGUCAUGGCAGCCGCCUUGACUCUGCAAAUUGCUGAGGCUGCCUAUCUAGUCAGCAGAUUGGCUGUCCUGUACGGAAAGUCCUUGCGAGCGCGUACUAUUAUGAAAGAAGAAAUGGUUUUCUUCGCGCUCAUGGCUCUGCUGUUCGCGAUAGCUGCUACUGGUGUCGGGUGUGCAUGUGUAAUGAACUUUGGCAAGAGCUUGAAGCCAUUCCUCCAGGUCGGAGCUAGUCGGCAGGAACCCGAGUUGAGCGAUACAGCCUAUCAUCUUUACCCCGUGGACGCAAACGAUCCGUUGGCAUCGCAGAGGACAUCGCGUCGAUUCAUACUAGAGUAA